Messenger RNA from Thunnus maccoyii (southern bluefin tuna), 2462 nucleotides. RefSeq names its product zinc finger protein 395a (gene znf395a). Gene Ontology annotation, biological process: regulation of transcription by RNA polymerase II. The transcript is spliced from 10 exons. Gene Ontology annotation, cellular component: nucleus. The record is from RefSeq and is a predicted model, not a curated record. Gene Ontology annotation, molecular function: DNA-binding transcription factor activity; RNA polymerase II cis-regulatory region sequence-specific DNA binding. The coding region runs from base 177 to 1529 and encodes 450 amino acids. NCBI's taxonomy places the organism in Eukaryota, Metazoa, Chordata, Actinopteri, Scombriformes, Scombridae.
CCAGUCCAGGUUUUGUGUGCUGGUGUUCAUACUGGCUGCAGCCUGCAGCAGCAGCAGCCCACACUCAGCUCUCUCCCUGAGCAGCAGUGGACUCAGUCAGACCUGCUGCUGGUUUUUGUUGGUGCUGUUGUUGUUUUUCUGCUGGAGCUUCUCACACUGCAGUUUUUUCAACAGUCAUGUUACCAAAGACUCGUCUGGGGAAGCGUUCUCCACUCGGGGCGCUAGUGAGCCCGGCAGCUGGACCACGUGCUGACCAGACAGGCGAGGCCGGCGUCACCAUGGCGACGGCAGCAGGACAGCAGGCUGUCAGCAGGAUCAAAGGUCAUCCUGGACUGAAGGUGUAUUUUCAGUGCGGAGGAGCAGGUGAACCUUCAGGUCCGGUGGAUCAGCUCGACUUCAUGCAGAGUGAUGUUUCUGUCUGGUCUUUAUUUCAUCCCUCCUCCUCUUCCUCCUCCUCCUCCUCCUCCUCGGUGCCUCCGUCCGGCAGCAGAUCCGUCUCCUCCUGCAUCGACGUCCCCAGAAGUCAGAGGAGUCCAAAGGACGUGGAUAUGGACGAGAUGAUGGCAGCGAUGGUUCUCAGCAGUUUGUCCUGCAGCCCGCUGUUGCACAGCUCCGCCCAUCCAGACCCAGCAGCUCCUCUGAUGGAUUUUGGAGGUGGCGAGCUCUCUGACAGCGGCAGCAGCGGUUACUGGAGCGUCGGCCACGGCAACGUGAGCCCAGUCCCCUCUCCACCAAUCGCAGAGCCCGACAUCGGCCCGGUCACGCCCCCUGACGAAGGCCUGGACAUGGAGAUGGAGCAGGUGCUGUUUGACGAGCCGGCGCCACGGAAACGCAGGAACUCAGUGAAGGUGGCGUACAGGUGUCUGUGGCCGAGCUGUGGGAAGGUGCUGACGUCUGUGGUUGGAAUAAAGCGUCACAUCCGGACGACACACCUGUGCCGCGGCAGCGAGCACGAGCGUUGCUCCCGCAGCGAGGAGGAUUUUUACUACACUGAGAUCAACCAGCAGCAGCAGCAACAGACUCCUCCUCUUCCUGUCCUCUGUGGCUCCGCCCCUUCCCCUCCCUACUCCCCCGGCUCGCUGUCCCCCUCCUCCCCUCCCAGCCCUCCCCCUCCCUCCCCUCCGUCCCCACCUCCUCCGGCCUGCGGCGCCCUGAGCCGCUCCGCCCCCUCCUCCUCCUCCGGCAGCUUCUGGCAGGUCCAAUCAGAGCACUCCUACCAGGCUCCGUCUCCCGGCCAUGUGGAGCCACCAGCACCAGCAGCAGCAGCAGCAGCAGCAGCAGCAGCAGCAGCUUUGAACACAGUUUCCUGUCGUUGGACGGCCCCACCCACCACCUGCCACAGACAGGGUUUGUCGUUUCGGGUGCGUUCGGUCAGCGUAGGAGAGCAGUGGCUGCAGCAGCAGAGCGCCCCCUGCAGGAGGAUUCGUGGUGAAGCCAAGAAAUGUCGCAAAGUCUACGGCAUCGAGCACAGAGACCAGUGGUGCACGGCCUGCCGCUGGAAGAAAGCCUGCCAACGCUUCCUCGACUGAACAGAGCAGAGGAAGAAAGAAAGAAAGAGAAGAAGAGGAAGAGGAGGAAACAGAAAGGAAGAGAGAAGGACUGUGAGUGAGGAGCUGAACCAAGACUCUCAGCUUCACCUGGUGGAUGUUUUAUACUUUCUUAUAUCUGAAACCAGAAAUAUUUCCUUUUUGUACUCUUUCUACAUUUUGCUAGAAGUGUUUUUAUUAUUUUUAUUCUAAAUGUGUAUUUUGUAGAUGUUGUCAUCUUAAAGAACCUGUGUCCUGGGGCAGCUAUGUAUGUGUAUGUGACCUUUGACCCGGUCACCUGCUGACUUUGAAGCAGCUGAGUGAGCUUUAACGUCCCAGCCGACUCUCCUCAGCCUCUGCGUCAGGAGAUAUGUGUACUCUCUAUAUAUAUGUUUAUCAGCAGAUUCAUAUACAUCUCAGUCGCCAUGGAAACAGAUGGAGGAAGAUGAGAGAGGGGGUUAGGGUUCACCCUGAAUCUUAGUUCUCAGGUUCAUGGAUCAAAACGUUACGAGUCACCACUUCUACAGGAUCCCAACAUGGACAAAAAACACACCGACACGCACAUUUUAGAAGUCGAGCACAGACAGAGUGAGUUAAAGAAGACACAUCUGUGAAAUUCUUAAAACAUCGUCUCCUUUUCCUACUUCAUGUAAAAAAAAUCCAGACUUUGUGAAUAUUGUUCAUAUUGUUCAAAGUCAUCUACAGUCUCGUUGGUGCUACUUCAGGCCGCUGAUUAAUCUGCAUUUUGUACACUGAAGUGAGUCAGGAGCAGUUUCGGACUCUGACACACCAAACCGCCCACAUUUUCAGGAUUAUCUCAGUUUUAUAACAGCAGUUUUGUCCUUCAGCUCCAACUUAAUGUGAUUCAGUGUUUAGGAAUUUGCAUCUCUGAGAUACAUUUAUAAAACUUACUAAAACUGAUCCUUUAUUCUCUAA